This is a messenger RNA of Amblyraja radiata (thorny skate), 2267 nucleotides long. Its product is annotated as protein Shroom2-like. Gene Ontology annotation, biological process: actin filament organization. The coding region runs from base 105 to 2039 and encodes 644 amino acids. The record is from RefSeq and is a predicted model, not a curated record. Lineage: Eukaryota; Metazoa; Chordata; Chondrichthyes; Rajiformes; Rajidae. Gene Ontology annotation, cellular component: adherens junction; cortical actin cytoskeleton; apical plasma membrane. Gene Ontology annotation, molecular function: actin filament binding. The transcript is spliced from 7 exons.
CCUUCUUAAACAAUUUUUAAGCCAGUCGUGGGAGCUGCGACACUCUCCGAAGUGGACAUAAGUCUUCGGCGUCUCCUUCACGGGCCAACUAUCGGACCGGGCAGAUGUUGGUCGUUUUGGGAGGCGUGCGCGGUCGAAGUCAUCCCCAUUCAUUGCCUCAGCAGAAUGAGCCGGCUCUUGUGGACUCUGACUCAGUGGGGCAACUUAAUAUCAGCAGCAGCCCUGCCAGGCCCAGAGUUGCCAAACUGGAGACUUCGCUCGAGGUGGAUGCCGACUGGAAGUAUCGCAACCGCAGAGCCGUUAAUGUGGCAGUGGGCAAGAGCAGGUAUGAAAGACCACGAGGAAUGUCGCUGGACUAUUCAGCGUCAUCAUCCUUUGGCAAAUGGACCUCACGGAUGAGCAGAAGUACUGACCAGCUCGGUGGGGGUCAGCCAACAGGACAGGACGAUGCUGUGCAGGUCCCACCACCACUGGAGAUGCCUUCACCAGAACGAAACUGGGUCAAACUGAGGAGGGGCGUGAAAUGGCAAGCCAGCCAGGGUGCUGCCGCGUUUCAGAGAGGUGGUGGCAUCUGCAAGUCACGUCCGACGUCAUCCAGUGAGGAGCCUCUAGCCCCGACAUCUCCAUCUCCAUCUCCACGUUCGCCCAUGGAGAGGGCAAGAGCACGGGCUCGUUCCCUCUCCUCCCUGCCUGCCCGGGGUCAUGAGGUGCCCCUUGAGAGAUCCUCGGCCGUCUCGGGGAACUGCGGCACGGACCACGGCUCUGCCUCUGACAACAUUCCCGUUCAACCCAAGCCCUCGCCGCUGCGCCCAGAAAAUAUCUUCCAAGCUUCUCCAUCCCUGGAAAAAACAGCAAACUAUGAAACUGGAGCGACUGAAUGGCCAAUGAGCGGAGAGAAUUUGCUGUCAACGGUGGACUUUGUUCCGAUGAAGCCCGCAGGAUAUGACACCGAAGAUGACAUAAAGGUUAGACUUGCGGACUUGGCGUCCUCCCCUGUUUGUCCAGACAGCAUCGUUGAGAUGACCCUACCAGCCUCAAUGGCCAAGUCUGAGAUCAAAGGUGGGAACAGCCACCCAUCGCCCUUUAAAGACCCACUAAAUAGACACGAGACGUCUCGGCAACGUCCAACGGAUUGGACGAACUCCUGUGUCCAUCCGAGGAUGAGGACCAAGUCUCCCGAAGAGCUGAGGACGGAGAAACUCAUCAAGGAAAUAAUUGACGAGGAUCGCUCGUUGGCAGAGAUCCUGGAUCCCAACCCCACCACCAAAACCAUAAUGGACCUCGUGGAGGACAUGUUUCAGGAGGAUACGCUGGUCCUCGAGGCUUGUCAGAGGAGAGGCCAAUUGUACAGCCAGACAACGGAGGCAGAAACCAAGAGAUCAAACACGAAAGAGAUUCAGUUGCCGUCAUUGUUGGGGUCAGACACUGGGUGUAAAGCAGCAGCCGCCACGGUGACUCUGAUGCAAGACAUCAACAGAGAGAGGGGAGACUGGCCGACUGAUAUCACGGACAAAAAGAGGGAGUUGAUCGUCGCCAUCAGGUGGAAGCUGCGGAAACUUCACGAGGCUCAAGCUGGCCUGCAGGAGGACAUCAAAGUGAACGACUCUCUGGGAGACGACAUCGAGGCCUGCGUCGGCCAAGUCUGCAACCCCAACGAGAUGCAGAAGUACGAGAGCUUCGUCGCGGACUUGGACAAGGUGAUGGGCUUGCUGCUGUGUCUCUCCAGCCGUCUAGUGCGUGUGGAGAGUGCCCUGAGCAAGGUCAACGAGUCUACUGAUGUGGAGGAGAAGCAAUCGCUGAACGAGAGGCACCAGACGCUCUCCCAUCGACACGAAGGAGCCAGAGGGCUGAAGGUGCAUCAAGAUCACCGGGAGAGAAUGACCUUCAGAAUCCUCAGCAACUACCUCAACGAGAUACAACUCCAACACUGCCACCACUUUGUACAGAUGAGAAAAGCUUUAAUUAUCAAGCAAAAAGAAAUCGAAGAAAAUCUCCGUCUGACCGAAGAACAACUGGGAUUUCUUGAGAACAGUCUUUAAUCAUUUCCUUCCAGUCAACAUUCCGGCAAAAAUCCAAGAUGCAUUUCUCCCAUCUGGUGAUUUUAAAUGUUCAUUCCAAGAUCAGCAGAUGUUAACUCUUCAUGGGCCUGGGCCACUUAGGCCAUUAUUUAGGCCACAUGAUCGCCUGGGUGUCGCCUGCAUGGUCCUGAGUCGUCUCCUCAGUCGCCCAAAGAGUCGUAGCGUCUUUCUGCGAGUCGCUGGAAUUUC